GAUACUCCGCAAUCUCCUAUCUAUUAAUUUCAUAAUUAAUGGCCAAGAGGUGUCAUACUGCACCCACCCAUCCUCAAUCUAGCAUUGUCGGUGGCAUGGCAUCCUGCAGAGUCUAUGCCAGAUAUUUUUGCUCAUCCUGGAUAGACAAAACGCUAAAUUCUGUAUCACAUUUCUUCACUGUUUCUGUGCUUUCCGUCAUUAUCGUAGCUCGGAAUCUAUAUAUAACCUCUUCUUCUCUGUUGACGCCCUUUCCAAACUACACCCUGCUUUGUUGAACACACCCUGGUGGUGACUUUGAUAUCCUCCAUUCAUAUUUUUCAGUUUGCAAUACACUGGGGCCGGCUACUUUGGGGAUGGAAACGAUUAAACUACUCUUCCUCUCUCCAGAGGUCAACCCGAGUAACCGAAAGGCAAGAUCCAUCCCGAUCCUCAAUCCAUUCGACAAGUAUGGCCGGGUCUACUUCUUUUCAUGGCUGGGAUUCAUGGUUGCAUUCCUAUCAUGGUAUGCAUUUCCGCCUCUGAUGACGGUCACGAUCCGAAAGGAUUUGAAGAUGACGCAGGCCGAAGUGGCCAAUUCGAACAUUGUUGCUCUUCUAGCGACAUUGCUUGUCCGAUUCGUCGCAGGGCCGCUCUGCGACCGUUUUGGUCCUCGUCUGGUAUUUAUUGGCCUGCUACUGUGCGGUUCUAUCCCAACCGUGAUGGCCGGGCUUGUCACCAAUGCCCAGGGCCUGAUCGCCCUGCGGUUCUUUGUCGGCAUCCUGGGAGGCACCUUUGUUCCUUGCCAGGUCUGGUGUACGGGAUUCUUCGAUAAGAAGAUUGUCGGAACCGCCAACUCCCUGGCUGCAGGAUGGGGAAAUGCUGGAGGCGGCAUCACGUACUUCGUCAUGCCCGCGAUAUUCGACUCACUUGUCCACAGCCAAGGCCUCUCAGCCCAUAAAGCCUGGCGAGUAGCCUAUGUCGUACCCUUCAUCAUCAUCGUCGUUAUAUCUUUAGCAAUGCUCUUCACCUGUGAAGACACCCCAACCGGCAAAUGGUCCGAACGCCACCUCUGGGCCGAAGAGAACAACCGAUUCGACGACAAGGUCGUGGACAUCAGCUCCGGGACCUCCUCCAGCCGCCCGUCUGGCCCCCCCUCAACGACCAACAUCGUGGCUGACAUCGAAAAGAAAGGGGCCCCCUCGCCACCGGAGUCUAUAGCCCCAAUUCCAGGCCAACUCGAAUCUCUCCGCAGUGAUACCGUCGUGGCCCCCACGUUCAAAGAAGCCAUGAACGUCCUCCUCAGCCUCUCCACCGCAGCCGUCGCAAUCCCCUACGCCUGCUCCUUCGGAGCCGAGCUCGCCAUCAACUCCAUCCUCGGCGAGUUCUACGCCGAGAACUUCCCCUACAUGAACCAAACCCAGACAGGGCAGUGGGCUGCCAUGUUCGGUCUCCUAAACGUCGUCUGCCGUCCCGCCGGCGGCUUCAUCGCCGACAUCCUAUACCAGCAUACACAGUCCGUAUGGUCGAAGAAGAUCUUCCUGUCUUUCCUAGGAGUCACAAUGGGCGCCUUUCAGAUCGCGAUUGGAUUCGCCGAUCCCAAAAGCGAAGCCACCAUGUUCGGGCUCACGGCCGGGUUAGGUUUCUUUCUAGAAGCAUGCAACGGCGCCAAUUUCGCCGUCGUGCCGCACGUGCACCCUUUUGCAAACGGCAUCGUUUCCGGCGCCGUAGGCGGAAUGGGUAAUCUGGGCGGCAUCAUCUUCGCAAUUAUAUUCCGAUACAAUGGCGCUCAGUAUGCGCGCUCGCUAUGGAUUAUCGGCAUCAUUGCCAUUGCGGCCAAUCUGGCCGUUGCUUGGAUUCGGCCGGUGCCGAGGAACCAGAUGGGUUGAGUGUUUUUUUUUUCCCCUGUCUGUGUUAGUUU
Messenger RNA from Aspergillus alliaceus, 1897 nucleotides. RefSeq names its product MFS transporter. The transcript is spliced from 5 exons. Gene Ontology annotation, biological process: nitrate transmembrane transport; nitrite transport. Gene Ontology annotation, molecular function: nitrate transmembrane transporter activity; nitrite transmembrane transporter activity. The record is from RefSeq and is a predicted model, not a curated record. Gene Ontology annotation, cellular component: membrane. Bases 354 to 1865 code for a protein of 503 amino acids. Lineage: Eukaryota; Fungi; Ascomycota; Eurotiomycetes; Eurotiales; Aspergillaceae.